AUGGCUGAUGUGUAUGGUGACAGUAGCCCACAGUAUUCCACAGUGGCAAAGUGGUCAGCAGAAUUUAAACGUAGACGAAGCUCUUUGGAGGAUGACCCACGGUCAGGUCGGCUAACUGAUGCCAUCAGUAAGGAGAUGGUUGAUCGUGUUGAGGGUCUUGUAAUGAAUGAUUGCCCAAUCAAAGUCGAUGAACUUGCUAGAGAGUGUGGCAUUUCCCGUGGAAGAGUUUGCACUAUAAUUCAUGAACAUCUGGGGAUGUCAAAGAGUUUUGCAAGAUGGGUCCCCAGAAACCUGAACAUGCAGGAUCGUCAGCAAAGGUUGGAAUCAUGUCGAGAGCUUCUGGAUAUUUACAAUGCCAAUCCAGAAGAAUUUCACACUCAUCUCGUAGCAGGGGAUGAAUCAUGGAUUCACCAUUGGGAUCCAGACACUAAAAAAUCAAUGCAAUUGAAGUGCCCUGGUUCAACCCACCUUAGAAAUUUUGUACUCAGCCAUCAGCUGGCAAAGUAA
Molecule: messenger RNA, 507 nt
Organism: Mercenaria mercenaria
Lineage: Eukaryota; Metazoa; Mollusca; Bivalvia; Venerida; Veneridae
Exons: 1
Coding region: 1-507 (168 amino acids)
Molecular function (GO): nucleic acid binding
Source: RefSeq, a predicted model, not a curated record